Gadus chalcogrammus (walleye pollock) is the source of this 2669-nucleotide messenger RNA. RefSeq lists its product as uncharacterized. Bases 636 to 1649 code for a protein of 337 amino acids. The transcript has 5 exons. Lineage: Eukaryota; Metazoa; Chordata; Actinopteri; Gadiformes; Gadidae. The record is from RefSeq and is a predicted model, not a curated record.
UUUCUACUCAGGGAAGAUUCAAAGUGAGCAAUCAAACCCUGGUUGGAUGUGUCAUUUAGCCCUUUGAGUGUGGUGUAUGUGAUAAUGCGUAGCAUAGCUCAGGGCAGACAUUGUAGGCAUCAGCUCUAGCCAAAGGCCAGGUUCAAUGAAGUGGACUGAAAUAUGUUCCCACCUGAAUGGUGCUUUGGCUGUGCAGUUCACAUGCACAGUUUGUCCACAUGCACCUAUUCAUCCCCCAGCGAUUGUAGCCCCAGCUUCUUUUAGGUUUUAGAUUUUAGAUAUGUUAAGUUUAAGUCUACCUUCCUUUUUUUACGUGAACUUGCCUCACUGUUUAAAUAAUGUCUGCCUCUGACUCAUCAAUUGUUUACUUAUAUUCCUCAGGGCCCGAAAGGACCAAGAGGUGAAAGGGGACCCCAGGGCCCUGACGGGAGGGACGGCAGACCUGGCAACCCCGGCCCUGCUGGGCCCCCAGGACCCCCUGGCCUCGGCAGAAACUUUGCUGCUCAGUAUGAUCACAACAAAGGCGCUGAUAUUGGUCCCGGCCCCAUGGGAGAAGGAGUGAUAAUCCCUUGAGUCCGGACUUUGUUCCAUCUCUUUUCAACUACGUUCCAUCUCCAGAGAAGAGGAAAAGAAAAAUGAGACUGGAGGUUUUCAACAGACGACAGGGAGCAAAGCUACAGAAGAUGGAGCAGACAAAGCUAUCUGCGAAAGCCAUCCCUCCCAGAGCAUCAACAGAUUGUCCCCAAGACUGCAACAAGGAUCCUACUGCAGAGCAAAGUCCCACCACAGAGCCUUUGAAGGAAUCUACCCAUGAAGAACCUGGAAACGAUGUCCAGCCUGUUCUCCAUGAGGAGGAUCCAGCAACCCCACCAUGCACCACUGAAACCUGUGGUAAACGCGUCCAAUCUCUUGAGCAAGAAUGCCAAGCUCUGAGGACUGAAAAUAUGUUGUUGAAGGAAAAAAUGAAUAGGACUACACUGAAUGAGAUGAGCUUGCAUAACGAUGAUAAAAGGGUUCAUACUCUCACUGGUUUAUCAGCAUUCUCCAUUCUCAUGACAAUUUUUCAUAUUGUGGCUCCUUUUCUCCAACUUAAAUCUAGUUUAACAUGUUUUCAGCAGUACAUGUUAACUUUAAUUAAGCUUAGAAUGAACUUGUCCUUUGAGUUUUUGGCUUUUUAUUUUGACAUUGACUCAACCACUGUUUCAAAGCUCUUCAAACACUGCAUUAGUGUGAUGCAUUGUAGACUGGUGCCAAGUCUGGUGUUGUGGCCUGACAGAGAAUACUUAAGAAAAUCUCUUCCAUAUGCAUUUCGAAACCGUAGCUUUGAAAAGACAGUUUGCAUUAUAGAUUGUUUUGAAAUAUUUCUAGAGAAACCCAGUAGAUUGCUAGCCAGUGCUCAGUGUUACUCAUCAUACAAAUCACACCACACAAUGAAAUAUUUAAUUGCAAUUUGCCCUCGAGGUUCCAUUUGUUUCAUUUCCGCUGGAUGGGGAGGUCGCACAAGUGAUACGUUUAUCACAGAACAAAGUCACUUUUUAUCUCAUUUGCUCCCAGGGGACGUAGUUUUAGCGGACAGAGGUUGUCUGGUUAAAGAGUCCAUUGAGAGAUGCCAAGCUGAAUUAAAAAUUCCAGCAUUUACUCGUGGAUAGAAGCAGUUAGAUCCUGCUGACUUGGAGAACACCAGACGUCUAGCCUCUCUUAGGAUACAUAUUGAAAGAGUGAUAGGAGUUCUCCGUCAAAAGUACACAGUCUUGCAAAGCACUGUCCCCAUAUGUUUCACGGACAUAGACAGGGAAAAUGAUGUGGCCUACCUUGACAAGAUGGUGAGCGUGUGUUGUGCACUUACAAAUGUGUCUGAAUCUGUGGUGUCCUUCCAGUGAUGGGGAUUUACAGUAAAUUGAACUGAUGUGACUGGCUACAGAUGUGCUCAACCAGCAAAUAAACCUUUGUGACUCACACUUCUUGCUUGCUUGUCGUGACAUUAUUUUUAAUCACUCGCUAUUCUGAUGCGAUCACAUCGUUUCUCUUUGCAGAUCAAGCUGCACAUCCACCCAUUCUAACUUGAGUUCCACCCAAACAGAUAUUUGUUCUGGUGUGUUUUAUAUGAAUGACCCACCCAUGUUUCAUAUCCCUGAUUGCUACAGAUAUCUAAUACAAAUUAUGGGGAAGAGAACAAUAUUGGUUUAACAACUGUUUAUUCAUAAAUAACAGUACAGUAUCAGCUACUACAAACAACUCAUUUCACAGUCUCCUCACUAAGGUUUUCUUCUUUGGGCAUUGAUCACUUUUCGGCAGAUGGGACAUACCCACUGUUUUGGGACCCUUUUCAUGCGAAGGCAGGUCUGGUGAAACUUUUUAACUGAACAAAAACCUGACGCACAGACCACCAUGUUCCCUGCUUCUGGCUCAGGGCAGUAGCACCACUGUUGUUGACUAUGAUCAGCAAAUGCUGCUGCUGCUGGUGCUGGUUUCUGUGCAGAAAAACACUUUACUGCCUAAUUAACAGAAAGGUCCUUUGCAGAAAAUGGGCACUUAAUUUCUAUGACACCUGAACCACAGCAGCUACAGGAAACGUAUCCAUCAGGUGAGGCCCCAAUGCAGGGGUGAAAUCCUGAAUCCAGCUGUUCCUACCAUGACAUUCGUGUGUGAGAGGCGAUGACGCAUUUCAU